AUGAUACCAGUUCUUGGUCCUCUCUGCCUUUGCCUUCUUCUCCACAUCGUCGCCCAACUUGUGGCCGGUGAUUCACAACUUAUCUACACUCCAGUUGAAGAUAUAACCAUUGCCUGUGGCGAAUCCGGCACCCAAAUCAGUAAGUUUGAUAACCGAACUUGGAACACAGAUAUCAAUUCAGAAUUCUUCCCAAUGGAACAAGACCAAGUUGGUAACAGUACAUCCCAAGUCAGAAAAGCACCAUCAUCGUCCUUCACAGGCAGAGUACCCUACACCACCGCGAGGCUUUCUCACUCCGAAUUCACUUACACAUUUACGUUAACUACUGGCCAAAAGUUCAUACGCUUGUACUUCUACCAUGCUUCGUAUGCUGACUUUGAUCGCUCCAAAGCCUUGUUUUCCGUCAAAGCUGGCGGCUAUACUCUUCUACAAGACUUCAAUGCUUCAGCCACUGUGGAUGCUUCUGGGGUGGAGACGAUAUACAAGGAGUUCUGCUUGAACAUAUAUGGUGGAGAUCAGAGUCUAAACAUCACAUUCAUUCCAAGCAAAGCCGAGCAGGCAUACGCCUUUAUCAACGGAAUCGAGAUUGUGUCCAUGCCGACUUAUCUUUACUACACCGCACCUCAAAGCAACGGGCCUGCUUAUAUAGGCGAGGAAGGCAACUUUCCAAUUGGGGAAAACACUGCUAUGGAGAUGUUUUACAGAAUCAACAUUGGUGGCAGCCCCGUCUCAUCCAAUCAAGACACUGGAAUGUACCGGAAUUGGGAUGGUGAGGAUGAAACCUACUUGGAUGAAUCAAGUAGAAAUAUAACUGUUUCACCAUCCAAUCCAAGCAUUCAACUCAAGUUUGGCAGAAUACCUGAAUACAGUGCGCCGAAAGAAGUUUACAAAACAGGCCGGUCAAUUGACACCAACAAGACAAACAACAGGAGCUACAAUCUCACCUGGGAAUUUCAUGUAGAUUCUAACUAUCCUUACCUGGUUAGGCUGCAUUUUUGUGAGAUCGAAAUUUUCAAGAUAGGAGGAGAGCGGACUUUUGUAAUUUACAUAGGCAAUCAAGCCGUUGAUACAGCAGACAUAGUCGGAUGGAGUGGUGGAAAUGGGAUACCAGUAUACAGAGACUACGUGGUUGCCUUGUCUGACCUGGGAAGGCAGAAGAAAGUAAGUCUAUUUAUCACGCUGCAAGCAUUCCAAAUGGACUGGACGAUUGAAUACAACAAUGCAAUUCUGAACGGGCUUGAAAUUUUGAAACUGAUCAACUCAAAAGACCAGCAAACCGGAAGUAGCACCAACCCGAAGGUGACACUGCUAAGCCCAAGAACUUCAAAGAAUUCAACUCAUAUGCUGGUCAUCGUUGCUGGUGUAAUUUCCAGCAUAGUAGUAUUCUCUGCAUUUGGAAUCUUCGUUUUCAGGCAAAGACAGAAAGUUUCCGGCAACAGCCACAGUACAAUGAAAUUAACAAUGACCCCCAGCUCAUCUUCACCGUCUUAUUUGUGUCGUUACUUCUCACUGGCAGAGAUCAAAGCCGCCACCAAGAACUUCCAUCAAACUUCAGUUAUUGGUGUUGGAGGAUUCGGCAAUGUGUACAAGGGAUGCAUUGAUGGUGGAGCCACUCCUGUUGCAAUUAAACGACUGAAACCAGAGUCAUCCCAGGGUGCCCAUGAGUUCAAGACAGAAAUUGAGUUGCUCUCCCAACUUCGUCAUCGCCAUUUGGUUUCACUCAUUGGAUACUGUACUGAUAAAGGUGAGAUGAUCCUGGUAUAUGAUUACAUGGCUCGAGGAUCCCUCCGUGAUCAUCUCUAUCACACCAAUAACUCAACUCUUUCUUGGGAUCAACGGCUUCAGAUUUGUAUUGGCACGGCUCAAGGGCUACAAUACCUUCAUGGCGGUGCCAAGGGAACCAUCAUUCACCGUGACGUGAAGAGCACAAACAUCUUAUUGGAUGAGAAAUGGGUGGCCAAGGUUUCAGAUUUUGGGUUGUCAAAAGUGGGGAGCGCCAACAUGUCCAAGACUCACAUAAGCACGGUAGUGAAGGGUAGCUUCGGGUAUCUAGACCCAGAAUACUACCGACGCCAAAGAUUAACUGAGAAGUCUGAUGUCUACUCAUUUGGUGUAGUUUUGUUUGAGGUACUAUGUGCAAGGCCAGCUGUGAUAAAUACAGAGGAGAUGAGGCAAAUGAACUUAUCUGAGUGGGCCAAAAGUUGUCUUCACAAGGGGGAACUUGAUCAAAUCAUCGACCCAAGCUUAACAGGUAAAAUCGCAACGGAGAGCUUAAAUAAGUUUGUUGAGAUUGCAAUGAGCUGUGUGCAUGAAAAUGGUGUUGAAAGGCCGUCGAUGGAUGAUGUUCUCAGGGGGCUUGAGUUUGCAUUGCAGAUUCAUCAUAGCCCAGAGAAGGAUAUCAACUCCAUUGAAAGAAAGGUAAAAACUGAACCAAGUAGUCGAGAACCAAGUUGUGCAACCAAGGAUUCCAUUACAUGUAUAUCUGAGACAAUCUUCUCUGAGAUCAACAAUCCAAGUGGGAGAUGAUGAGCAUCGUAUUUGAAG
Molecule: messenger RNA, 2544 nt
Organism: Fragaria vesca subsp. vesca
Lineage: Eukaryota; Viridiplantae; Streptophyta; Magnoliopsida; Rosales; Rosaceae
Product: receptor-like protein kinase FERONIA-like
Exons: 1
Coding region: 1-2526 (841 amino acids)
Biological process (GO): protein phosphorylation
Molecular function (GO): ATP binding; protein kinase activity
Source: RefSeq, a predicted model, not a curated record